CCGGUGCACUCUUUAAGGGCGGGGAGUGUUCUAACCAUCAACUUAGCUCCAAGUACUGGUAGAGCAGGUUUUUGUAGGGUUAGUUAACAUUAAAACAACUUCACAGCCUACUUUUUUUGCAUGUGCCUUUCCACUGGAGCCCUCACUCGUCUGAUCUAACGUACCUUUAUCUUCACAACCACCAUGUUUUUGACCAAAAAAAUCAUAGGAGGGAUUCUGGAUGUUGUCGGCAAUAUUGACCCAGGGCAGUUUACUCCCUCUAAUCCACCUCCUGUUAGAAGACCUCUAGUACAGGGUCAGGCUCAGCCGAAUGAGAGUGAAGAGGAAAGACAGUUUCGCAAAGUUUUCCAACAGCUCGCUGGAGAUGACAUGGAAGUGAGUUCCACUGAACUGAUGAACAUUCUCAACAAGAUUCUCACCAAACAUCACGACCUAAAGACUAAUGGGUUCUCAAUUGAGUCUUGCAGGAGCAUGGUGGCAGUGAUGGACAGUGACAGCUCUGGAAAGUUGGGCUUUCAGGAGUUCAAGUACCUGUGGAACAAUAUCAAGAAGUGGCAGGGCAUCUAUAAGCAAUAUGAUGCAGACCGUUCUGGGACAAUCGGGGCGGAUGAGUUGCCGGCUGCAUUCAGAGCAGCAGGGUUUCCUCUCAAUGACCAAAUCUUCCAGAUGAUCAUUCGCAGAUACAGUGAUGAAAGUGGCAACAUGGACUUUGACAGCUACAUUGGGUGCCUGGUGCGACUGGAUGCAAUGUGCCGUGCUUUUAAAACACUUGACAAGGACAACAGCGGUUCUGUCAAGAUUAACGUUAAAGAGUGGCUGCAGCUGACUAUGUACUCCUAAAUCAAGAGCAAUCUUCUCUGUUCAAUUCCACAUUAUACUUUUAGUUCAUCAUAAGAAAAUGUACCUCUGAUUGUACAGACUUUCUUUCUUCAUCAAAAAAAAAUCGUUUAUUGUUGUUUAAUUAGGCCUAAUAGCCCAAAUGUUGUCAGGUCCAUUUGGAUCAUGUAAAGUCUUGUCACUAGGGGGCAUAUUUGUGUUUACAUAAUGCUUACUCUAAAGGCUCCCACAGUUGGUUUUUGGAGACAAAGCUGCAAGAAAGAGGAGUGUGGAUUCAUUUAUUUCCAUAUGGAAGAAAAAUAUAUGUACACAUGUCUUUCAUUUUGUUUCCAAAAUGAUAACUUUACAGGAGAGGGAAAAACAUACUUAACCUGUAAUGGAAGAUAACGUGAAAUAAAUAAAGUAGUUUUGGACCAUU
This is a messenger RNA of Pygocentrus nattereri (red-bellied piranha), 1255 nucleotides long. RefSeq names its product calpain, small subunit 1 b (gene capns1b). Gene Ontology annotation, molecular function: calcium ion binding. Lineage: Eukaryota; Metazoa; Chordata; Actinopteri; Characiformes; Serrasalmidae. The transcript has 11 exons. The record is from RefSeq and is a predicted model, not a curated record. Bases 184 to 840 code for a protein of 218 amino acids.